Molecule: messenger RNA, 1146 nt
Organism: Periophthalmus magnuspinnatus
Lineage: Eukaryota; Metazoa; Chordata; Actinopteri; Gobiiformes; Gobiidae
Product: spermatogenesis-associated protein 22
Exons: 7
Coding region: 1-1146 (381 amino acids)
Biological process (GO): gamete generation; homologous chromosome pairing at meiosis; meiotic DNA repair synthesis
Source: RefSeq, a predicted model, not a curated record
AUGAAACGCCAAGAAAACCAGAUGUCCUUUCCAACAGCUGGUUGUGUUCCAGUGCCACUCUUCAACCAAAAGAAAAGAGCCCGUGUUCCUUUGACAUCUGCCCCUCCUGCAAAUGAACCCUUCAGUUUUAACAACACUGUUGCACCUUACAGAGCAGCAGGAAGCUUUGGAUUCUAUCAACCACAUGAACCUGAAAAGACAGUUCAUCAAGAGCAGAGAGUCCAGUUCCCAUCACAGCCUCAGAGUCAGUACAGCAGCACCAGACCAGGGCCCAGAGCUGCUCCAGCUGUCAGACAGUACUCCCCUGUGCCACAUCCUUACAAAGCAGGGAACAACAGCAAUAAAAGUGAGCAAACUAACUACUCAGUGGGACAAAAUGAUCCUGGGGUUGGCGUUUACUCCGGAUUUAAUCAAUAUCAACCUCCUCGGAACAACCCCAGUGGACCUGCGAGUCUCCCCGGGUCUUCACAGAUGUGUCAGCAGCAGAUGUCCUACAAACCUCCCAAUGCCACUUUUAAGUUUUCCCAACAGUCGACCCUUCGGUCUCCUCCAGUACAAGCAAGGACCCAUCGCACCCCUCUGAUCCAGUCCACUCAAAAACCCACCCAGCCGACCCCUCUGAAAAGCCAGCAGCAAUCUAAAGCCUGGAACUUCACUAACAGCUUCGGACCACAGCCUGUGACGUUGGAACAGAAAAAAAGCACAAAACCAAGCAACUUUCAAGUGAAGACGCAACCAGCAUUUCAGAUGAGACCUGCAAAUGGGAUGUCUCUGAGGAUCCUCACUGCAGUGAUUGACGGGAUGAGACACUGGAGCCAGUUUAGAGACAAAAUUCCAUAUUUAUUUGAGAUAUUUGCCACUCUAGACUCUGCAGUCACACUGGGGCCACACGGAGCAAAGCGUUUUAUCGUACGAGACGGGAAGGAAUUCGUCCAAUGUGUUUACUAUGAAAAUGAGAAGGAGCUUCCUCGUCUCAUUCGUGGUCAGGUCCAUCGUUGUGUGGGUAACUAUGACCGCAUCAGAAAUGUCUUGGUGUGUGUCUCCAUCCGCCCAGCACUGCCCUCAGAGCAGAGGAACGCACAAGAGGCCGUCCGGGUCUGUGAUGCAGAAAUGAGGGCUCUGGUCAAGACUUUGAGCGAAGUCUAG